Fusarium graminearum PH-1 is the source of this 1749-nucleotide messenger RNA. Its product is annotated as aldehyde dehydrogenase. Gene Ontology annotation, molecular function: aldehyde dehydrogenase (NAD+) activity. NCBI's taxonomy places the organism in Eukaryota, Fungi, Ascomycota, Sordariomycetes, Hypocreales, Nectriaceae. The transcript has 3 exons. The coding region runs from base 142 to 1620 and encodes 492 amino acids. The record is from RefSeq and is a predicted model, not a curated record.
CUCAAGAAUAAAUACUCUGCUUCCUGUCGUCGAUAUUUCCAAUUCUCUCCUCCAGAUCAUCUCUCUCAUCCACAACUCUCUUCAUAUAUUCUCUUCACCUUUGAUACCCCUCUCUCUAUAUCAUAUAACACAUCAUACACAAUGGCUCUCACCGUCGAGCUGUCCACUCCCGUUACUGGUACCUACCAGCAGCCCAUUGGCCUCUUCAUCGACGGCAAGUGGGUUGAGGGUGUCGACAAGGGAAAGUUCGAGGUUAUCAACCCCUCCACCGAGGAGGUCAUCACCUCCGUCUGUGAGGGUACCGAGAAGGAUAUCGACCUAGCUGUCGCCGCUGCCCGCAAGGCUUUCGAUGGCGAGUGGAAGAACACUGCUCCCCAGACCCGAGGAAACCUUCUCCUCAAGCUCGCCGACCUCGCCGAGAAGAACCUCGACCUCCUCGCCGCCGUUGAGUCUCUUGAUAACGGAAAGUCCAUCACCAACGCCCGUGGUGAUGUCGGUGCCGUUGUUGGCUGCCUACGAUACUACGGUGGUUGGGCCGACAAGAUCGAGGGCAAGACCAUUGAUAUUGCUCCCGAUAUGUUCCACUACACCCGAUCCGAGCCCAUCGGUGUCUGCGGUCAGAUUAUCCCCUGGAACUUCCCCCUUCUCAUGCUGGCAUGGAAGAUCGGACCUGCUCUGGCCACUGGUAACACCGUCGUCAUGAAGACUGCUGAGCAGACUCCUCUCUCCGCUCUCGUCUUCACUCAGUUCAUUGAGCAGGCUGGUUUCCCUGCUGGUGUCUUCAACCUUGUCUCUGGUUACGGCAAGACUGCCGGUGCCGCCCUCUCUUCUCACAUGGACGUUGACAAGAUCGCCUUCACUGGUUCUACCGUCAUUGGCCGACAGAUCAUGAAGGCUGCUGCUUCUUCCAACCUCAAGAAGGUCACCCUCGAGCUUGGUGGCAAGUCCCCCAACAUCGUCUUCGAGGAUGCCGACAUCGAGGAGGCCAUCAACUGGGUCAACUUUGGUAUCUACUACAACCACGGCCAGUGCUGCUGUGCUGGUACCCGUAUCUUUGUCCAGGAGUCCAUCUACGACAAGUUCCUCGCUGCCUUCAAGAAGCGAGCUGAGGAGAACAAGGUCGGUGACCCCUUCAACGAGGAGACCUUCCAGGGUCCCCAGGUCUCUCAGCUCCAGUACGACCGUAUCAUGGGCUACAUCAAGGCCGGUAAGGACGAGGGUGCCACCGUCGAGAUCGGUGGUGAGCGUCUCGGUGACAAGGGUUACUUCAUCAAGCCCACCAUCUUCUCCAACGUCCGCCCCGACAUGAAGAUCAUGCAGGAGGAGAUUUUCGGCCCCGUCUGCGCUAUUUCCAAGUUCAAGGACGAGGCUGAGGUCAUUGACCUUGCCCACGACACCGCUUACGGUCUCGCUGCCGCUGUCCACACCAAGAACCUCAACACUGCCCUCCGCGUUUCCAACGCUCUCAAGGCCGGAACUGUCUGGGUGAACUGCUAUAACAUGCUACAUCACCAGCUCCCAUUCGGAGGCUACAAGGAGAGUGGAAUUGGACGAGAACUCGGCGAGGCAGCCCUCGCCAACUACACACAGAACAAGUCGGUUGCCAUCAAGCUGUACUAAGCAUAGCAAAGCGAAUUGGGGACUUUCCAAGGAAAUAUGGGCGGCGUUGUAACUGCAUGAUCAAUUUUUAUAUGAUUCCACUUUAGUUUUACGCAUUCAAUGAAGAAAUGUUAAAGAAAUCGUCAAAAA